AUGCCUGUGACCGUGCUAUUACUGAUACAAGCCCAACGCCCUCACUCCCCAGCUCCCCAGCGCCACAUCUCCACAUCACCCCAGCUCCACAUCUCCACAUCUCCACAUCACCCGAGCUCCACAUCUCCACAUCUCCCCAGCUCCACAUCUCCACAGCUCCACAUCUCCCCAGCUCCACAUCUCCCCAGCUCCACAUUUCUCCAGCUCCACAGCCCCACGCCCUCACCCCCCAGCUCCACAUCUCCCCAGUUCCACAGCCCCACGCCCUCAUCUCCCCAGCUCCACAUCUCCCCAGUUCCACAGCCCCACGCCCUCAUCUCCCCAGCUCCACAUCUCCACAUCUCCACAUCUUCCCAGCUCCACCUGGCCCCAGCUCCACAUCUCCCCUGCUCCACAUCUACCCAGCUCCACAUCUCCCCAGCUCCACAGCCCCAUGCUCUCACUAGCUCCAUAUUUUCCCAGCGCCACAGCUCCACGCCCUCGCCCCCCAGCUCCACAGCUCCACGCCCUCGCAGCCCAGCUCCACAUCUCCCCAUCUCCACAUCUCUCCUGCUCCACAGCCCCACACCCUCACCCCCAGCUCCACAGCACCACGCCCUCACCCCCAGCUCCACAUCUCCCCAGUUCCACAGCCCCACGCCCUCACUCCCCAGCUCCACAUCUCCCCAGUUCCACAGCGCCACGCCCUCACCCCCAGCUCCCCAGCUCCACAGCUCCACGCCCUCGCACCCCAGCUCCAAAACUCCCCAGCUCCACAUAGCCCCAGCUCCACAGCCCCACGCCCUCACUCCCCAGCUCCACAUCUCCCCAGUUCCACAGCCCCACGCCCUCACCCCCAGCUCCACAUCUGCCCAGCUCCACAGCUCCACGCCCUCGCACCCCAGCUCCACAUCUCCCCAGCUCCACAUCUCCCCAGCUCCACAUCUCCCCAGCUCCACCUGGCCCCAGCUCCACAGCCACCCAGCUCCACGCCGUCACUCCCCAGCUCCACAGCCCCACGCCCUCACUCCCCAGCUGCACAGCCCCAUGCCCUCACCCCCAGCUCCACAACCCCCAGCUCCACAGCCCCACGCCCUCACCCCCAGCUCCUCAGCCCCCAGUUCCACAGCCCCACGCCCUCACUCCCCAGCUCCACAUCUCCCCAGUUCCACAGCGCCACGCCCUCACUCCCCAGCUCCACAUCUCCACAUCUCCCCAUCUCCCCAGCUCCCCAUCUCCCCAGCUCCCCAUCUCCCCAGCUCCACAUCGCCCCAGCUCCACAGCUCCACGCCCUCGCUUCCCAGCUCCCCAUCUCGCGAGCUCCACAGCCAACCAGCUCCACGCCGUCACUCCCCAGCUCCACAUUUCUCCAGCUCCACAGCCCCACGCCCUCACCCCCAGCUCCACAACUCCACAGCCGCACGCCCUCACCCCCACCUCCACAUCUCCCCAGGUCCACAGCCCCACGCCCUCAUCUCCCCAGCUCCACAUCUCCACAUCUCCACAUCUUCCCAGCUCCACCUGACCCCAGCUCCACAUCUCCACAGCUUCACAUCGCCCCAGCUCCACAUCUCCCCAGCUCCACAGCCCCACGCCCUCACUCCCCAGCUCCACAUCUCCCCAGUUCCACAGCACCACGCCCUCACUCCACAUCACCCCAGCUCCACCUCGCCCCAGCUCCACAUCUCCACAGCUCCCCAUCUCCCCAGCUCCACAUCUCCCCAGCUCUACAGCCCCACACUCUCACCCCCAAGCUCCCCAUCUCCCCAGCUCCACAGCUCCACGCCCUCACUCCCCAGCUCCACAACUCCCCAGCUCCACAGCUCCACGCCCUCGCACCCCAGCUCCACAACUCCCCAGCUCCACAGCUCCACGCCCUCGCUCCCCAGCUCCACAACUCCCCAGCUCCACAGCCACCCUGCUCCACGCCGUCACUCCCCAGCUCCACAUCUCUCCAGCUCCACAAGCCCACGCCCUCACCCCCCAGCUCCACAUCUCCCCAGUUCCACAAGCCCACGCCCUCACCCUCCAGCUCCACAUCUCCCCAGUUCCACAGCUCCCCAUCUCCCCAGCUCCACAUCUCCCCAGCUCCACAACUCCCCAGCUCCACAGCCAACCAGCUCCACGCCAUCACUCCCCAGCUCCACAUCUACCCAGCUCCACAUCUCCCCAGCUUCACAUCCCCCAGCUCCACAUCUCCCCUGCUCCACAAUUCCCCAGCUCCACAUCUCCCCAGCUCCACAGCCCCAUGCCCUCACUCCCCAGCUCCAUAUUUCCCAGCUCCACAGCUCCACGCCCUUGCCCCCAGCUCCACAUCUCCACAUCUCCACAUCACCCCAGCUCCACCUCGCCCCAGCUCCACAUCUCCACAGCUCCUCAUCUCCCCAGCUCCCCAUCUCCCCAGCUCCACAGCCCCACGCCCUCACCCCCAGCUCCACAUCUCCCCAGUUCCACAGCACCACGCCCUCACUCCCCAGCUCCCCAGCUCCACCUCUCCCCAGCUCCACCUCUCCCCAGCUCCACAGCCCCACGCCCCUCACCCCCAGCUCCACAUCUCCCCAGUUCCACAGCACCACGCCCUCACUCCCCAGCACCCCAGCUCCACCUCGCCCCAUCUCCACCUCUCCCCAGCUCCCCAUCUCUCCAGCUCCACAUCUCCCCAGCUCCACAGCCCCACGCCCUCACCCCCAAGCUCCCCAUCUCCCCAGCUCCACAGCUCCACAACUCCCCUGCUCCACAGCUCCACGCCCUCGCUCCCCAGCUCCACAACUCCCCAGCUCCACAGCCAGCCAGCUCCACGCCGUCACAUCCCAGCUCUACAUCUCUCCAGCUCCACAAGCCCACGUCCUCACCCCCAGCUCCACAUCUCCCCAGCUCCACAGCCGCACGCCCUCACCCCCAGCUCCACAGCUCCCCAGUUUCACAGCCCCACGCCCUCACUCCCAAGCUCCAUAUCUCCCCAAUUCCACAGCGCCACGCCCUCACUGCCCAGCUCCCCAGCUUCCCAGCUCCACAUCUCUACAUCUCCCCAGCUCCACCUCACCACAGCUCCACAUCUCCACAUCUCCCCAUCUCCACAUCUCCCCAGCUCCACAUCUCCCCAGCUCCACAGCACCACGCCCUCACUCCCCAGCACCCCAGCUCCACCUCGCCCCAUCUCCACAUCACCCCAGCUCCCCAUCUCUCCAGCUCCACAUCUCCCCAGCUCCACAGCCCCACGCCCUCACCCCCAAGCUCCCCAUCUCCCCAGCUCCACAGCUCCACAUCUCCCCAGCUCCACAGCUCCCCACUCACAGCCCCACGCCCUCACCCCCUCCCCAGCUCCACAUCACCCCAGCUCCACGCCGUCACUCCCCAGCUCCAUCCCCCAGCUCCACAGCCCACACUCCACAUCAGUUCCACAGCGCCACGCCCUCCCCCCAGCUCCACAUCUCCCCAGCUCCACAUCUCCCCAGCUCCCCAUCUCCCCAGCUCCACAGCCCCACACCCCCCACCCCCCCCAGCUCCACAUCUCCCCAGUUCCACAGCACCACGCCCUCACUCCCCAGCUCCCCAGCUCCCCAGCUCCACCCCAGCUCCACAUCUCCACAGCUCCACCAUCUCCCCAGCUCCCCAUCUCCCCAGCUCCACAGCCCCACGCCCUCACCCCCAGCUCCACAUCUCCCCAGCCCACUUCCCCCACAGCACCCACGCCCCCCAGCUCCACAUCACUCCCCAGCUCCCAUCUCUCCACAGCUCAGCCCACGCCCCCAGCUCCACAGCUCUCCCCAGCUCCACAGCCCCACGCCCUCACCCCCCAUCUCCCAGCUCCCCAUCUCAUCCCCCAGCUCCACAUCUCCCCACAUCUCCAGCUCCACAGCCCCACGCCCUCACCCCCAGCUCCACAUCUCCCCAGUUCCACAGCACCACGCCCACAUCACUCCCCAGCACCCCAGCUCCACCUCGCCCCAUCUCCACCUCUCCCCAGCUCCCCAUCUCUCCAGCUCCACAUCUCCCCAGCUCCACAGCCCCACGCCCUCACCCCCAAGCUCCCCAUCUCCCCAGUUCCACAGCUCCACAACUCCCCAGCUCCACAGCUCCACAGCCAGCCAGCUCCACGCCGUCACACCCCAGCUCUACAUCUCUCCAGCUCCACAAGCCCACGCCUCCCCACAGCCCCAGCUCCACCCUCCUCCCCAUCUCCCCAGCUCCACAGCCGCACGCCCUCACCCCCAGCUCCACAGCUCCCCAGUUUCACAGCCCCACGCCCUCACUCCCAAGCUCCAUAUCUCCCCAGCUCCUCAGCACCACGCCCUCACUGCCCAGCUCCCCCCCAGCUUCCCAGCUCCACAUCUCCACAUCUCCCCAGCUCCACCUCACCACAGCUCCACAUCUCCACAUCUCCCCAGCUCCACAUCUCCCCAGCUCCACAUCUCCCCAGCUCCACAUCUCCCCAGCUCCACAGCCCCAUGCCCUCACCCCCAGCUCCACAGCUCCCCAGCUCCACAGCCAACCAGCUCCACGCCAUCACAUCCCAGCUCCACAUCUCCACAGCUCCACAUCUCCACAGCUUCACACCCCCAGCUCCACAUCACCCCAGCUCCACAGCCACCCAGCUCCACGCUCGUCACUCCCCAGCUCCACAUCUCUCCAGCUCCACAGCCCCACGCCCUCACUCCCCAGCUUCACAUCCCCCAGUUCCACAGCGCCACGCCCUCACUCCCCAGUUCCCCAGCUCCACAUCUCCACAUCUCCACAUCACCCCAGCUCCACGCCCUCGCUCCCCAGCUCUACAUCUCUCCAGCUCCACAAGCCCACGCCUCACCCCCAGCUCCACAUCUCCCCAGCUCCCCAGCCGCACGCCCUCACUCCCUAGCUCCACAGCCACCCAGCUCCACGCCGUCACUCCCCAGCUCCACAUCUCUCCAGCUCCACAGCCCCACGCCCUCACUCCCCAGCUUCACAUCCCCCAGCUCCACAGCCCCAGGCCCUCACCCCCAGCUCCACAUCUCCCCAGUUCCACAGCGCCACGCCCUCACUCCCCAGCUCCCCAGCUCCACAUCUCCACAUCUCCACAUCACCCCAGCUCCACCUCGCCCCAGCUCCACAUCUCCACAGCUCCUCAUCUCCCCAGCUCCCCAUCUCCCCAGCUCCACAGCCCCACGCCCUCACCCCCCAGCUCCACAUCUCCCCCAGUUCCACAGCUCCACCUCACCCCAGCUCCACAUCCCACAGCUCCACCUCGCCCCAGCCUCCACAUCUCCACAGCUCCACAGCUCCUCAUCUCCCAGCUCCCCAUCUCCCCAGCUCCACAGCCCCACGCCCUCACCCCCAGCUCCACAUCUCCCCAGUUCCACAGCACCACGCCCUCACUCCCCAGCUCCACCUCGCCCCAGCUCCACCUCUCCCCAGCUCCACAUCUCCACAGCUCCCCAUCUCUCCAGCUCCACAUCUCCCCAGCACCACAGCCCCACGCCCUCACCCCCAAGCUCCCCAUCUCCCCAGCUCCACAACGCCCCAGCUCCACAGCUCCACGCCCUCGCUCCCCAGCUCCACAACUCCCCAGCUCCACAGCCACCCAGCUCCACGCCGUCACACCCCAGCUCUACAUCUCUCCAGCUCCACAAGCCCACGCCCUCACCCCCAGCUCCACAUCUCCCCAGCUCCCCAGCCGCACGCCCCUCACUCCCUAGCUCCACAGCUCCCCAGUUUCACAGCCCCACGCCCUCACUCCCAAGCUCCAUAUCUCCCCAGUUCCACAGCGCCACGCCCUCACUGCCCAGCUCCCCAGCUUCCCAGCUCCACAUCUCCCCAGCUCCACCUCAUCCCAGCUCCACAUCUCCCCAGCUCCACAUCUCCCCAGCUCCACAUCGCCCCAGCUCCACCUCCACAUCUCCCCAGCUCCACAGCCCCACGCCUCACCCCCAGCUCCACAUCUCCCCAGUUCCACAGCACCACGCCCUCACUCCCCAGCACCCCAGCUCCACCUCGCCCCAUCUCCACCUCUCCCCAGCUCCCCAUCUCUCCAGCUCCACAUCUCCCCAGCUCCACAGCCCCACGCCCUCACCCCCAAGCUCCCCAUCUCCCCAGUUCCACAGCUCCACAACUCCCCUGCUCCACAGCUCCACAGCCAGCCAGCUCCACGCCGUCACACCCCAGCUCUACAUCUCUCCAGCUCCACAAGCCCACGCCCUCACCCCCCAGCUCCACAUCUCCCCAGCUCCACAGCCGCACGCCCUCACCCCCCAGCUCCACAGCUCCCCAGUUUCACAGCCCCACGCCCUCACUCCCAAGCUCCAUAUCUCCCCAAUUCCUCAGCACCACGCCCUCACUGCCCAGCUCCCCAGCUUCCCAGCUCCACAUCUCCACAUCUCCCCAGCUCCACCUCACCACAGCUCCACAUCUCCACAUCUCCCCAGCUCCACAUCUCCCCAGCUCCACAUCUCCCCAGCUCCACAUCUCCCCAGCUCCACAGCCCCAUGCCCUCACCCCCCAGCUCCACAGCUCCCCAGCUCCACAGCCAACCAGCUCCACGCCAUCACAUCCCAGCUCCACAUCUCCACAGCUCCACAUCUCCACAGCUUCACACCCCCCAGCUCCACAUCACCCCAGCUCCACAGCCACCCAGCUCCACGCCGUCACUCCCCAGCUCCACAUCUCUCCAGCUCCACAGCCCCACGCCCUCACUCCCCAGCUUCACAUCCCCCCAGUUCCACAGCGCCACGCCCUCACUCCCCAGUUCCCCAGCUCCACAUCUCCACAUCUCCACAUCACCCCAGCUCCACGCCCUCGCUCCCCAGCUCUACAUCUCUCCAGCUCCACAAGCCCACGCCCUCACCCCCCAGCUCCACAUCUCCCCAGCUCCCCAGCCGCACGCCCUCACUCCCUAGCUCCACAGCCACCCAGCUCCACGCCGUCACUCCCCAGCUCCACAUCUCUCCAGCUCCACAGCCCCACGCCCUCACUCCCCAGCUUCACAUCCCCCCAGCUCCACAGCCCCAGGCCCUCACCCCCAGCUCCACAUCUCCCCAGUUCCACAGCGCCACGCCCUCACUCCCCAGCUCCCCAGCUCCACAUCUCCACAUCUCCACAUCACCCCAGCUCCACCUCGCCCCAGCUCCACAUCUCCACAGCUCCUCAUCUCCCCAGCUCCCCAUCUCCCCAGCUCCACAGCCCCACGCCCUCACCCCCAGCUCCACAUCUCCCCAGUUCCACAGCACCACGCCCUCACUCCCCAGCUCCACCUCACCCCAGCUCCACCUCGCCCCAGCUCCACAUCUCCACAGCUCCUCAUCUCCCCAGCUCCCCAUCUCCCCAGCUCCACAGCCCCACGCCCUCACCCCCCAGCUCCACAUCUCCCCAGUUCCACAGCACCACGCCCUCACUCCCCAGCUCCACCUCGCCCCAGCUCCACCUCUCCCCAGCUCCACAUCUCCACAGCUCCCCAUCUCUCCAGCUCCACAUCUCCCCAGCACCACAGCCCCACGCCCUCACCCCCAAGCUCCCCAUCUCCCCAGCUCCACAACGCCCCAGCUCCACAGCUCCACGCCCUCGCUCCCCAGCUCCACAACUCCCCAGCUCCACAGCCACCCAGCUCCACGCCGUCACACCCCAGCUCUACAUCUCUCCAGCUCCACAAGCCCACGCCCUCACCCCCCAGCUCCACAUCUCCCCAGCUCCCCAGCCGCACGCCCUCACUCCCUAGCUCCACAGCUCCCCAGUUUCACAGCCCCACGCCCUCACUCCCAAGCUCCAUAUCUCCCCAGUUCCACAGCGCCACGCCCUCACUGCCCAGCUCCCCAGCUUCCCAGCUCCACAUCUCCCCAGCUCCACCUCAUCCCAGCUCCACAUCUCCCCAGCUCCACAUCUCCCCAGCUCCACAUCGCCCCAGCUCCACAUCUCCCCAGCUCCACAUCUCCCCAGCUCCACAGCCCCAUGCCCUCACUCCCCAGCUCCACAUCUCCCCAGCUCCACAUCUCCACAGCUUCACAUCCCCCCAGCUCCACAUCUCCCCUGCUCCCCAUCUCUCCAGCUCCACAUCUCCCCAGCUCCACAGCCCCACGCCCUCACCCCCCAGCUCCACAUCUCCCCAGUUCCACAGCACCACGCCCUCACUCCCCAGCACCCCAGCUCCACCUCGCCCCAUCUCCACCUCUCCCCAGCUCCCCAUCUCUCCAGCUCCACAUCUCCCCAGCUCCACAGCCCCACGCCCUCACCCCCAAGCUCCCCAUCUCCCCAGUUCCACAGCUCCACAACUCCCCUGCUCCACAGCUCCACGCCCUCGCUCCCCAGCUCCACAACUCCCCAGCUCCACAGCCAGCCAGCUCCACGCCGUCACACCCCAGCUCUACAUCUCUCCAGCUCCACAAGCCCACGCCCUCACCCCCAGCUCCACAUCUCCCCAGCUCCACAGCCGCACGCCCUCACCCCCAGCUCCACAGCUCCCCAGUUUCACAGCCCCACGCCCUCACUCCCAAGCUCCAUAUCUCCCCAAUUCCACAGCGCCACGCCCUCACUGCCCAGCUCCACGCCGUCACUCCCCAGCUCCACAUCUCUCCAGCUCCACAGCCCCACGCCCUCACUCCCCAGCUUCACAUCCCCCAGCUCCACAGCCCCACGCCCUCACCCCCAGCUCCACAUCUCCCCAGUUCCACAGCGCCACGCCCUCACUCCCCAGUUCCCCAGCUCCACAUCUCCACAUCUCCACAUCACCCCAGCUCCACCUCGCCCCAGCUCCACAUCUCCACAGCUCCUCAUCUACCCAGCUCCCCAUCUCCCCAGCUCCACAGCCCCACGCCCUCACCCCCAGCUCCACAUCUCCCCAGUUCCACAGCACCACGCCCUCACUCCCCAGCGCCCCAGCUCCACCUCGCCCCAGCUCCACCUCUCCCCAGCUCCACAUCUCCACAGCUCCCCAUCUCUCCAGCUCCACAUCUCCCCAGCACCACAGCCCCACGCCCUCACCCCCAAGCUCCCCAUCUCCCCAGCUCCACAACGCCCCAGCUCCACAGCUCCACGCCCUCGCUCCCCAGCUCCACAACUCCCCAGCUCCACAGCCACCCAGCUCCACGCCGUCACACCCCAGCUCUACAUCUCUCCAGCUCCACAAGCCCACGCCCUCACCCCCCAGCUCCACAUCUCCCCAGCUCCCCAGCCGCACGCCCUCACUCCCUAGCUCCACAGCUCCCCAGUUUCACAGCCCCACGCCCUCACUCCCAAGCUCCAUAUCUCCCCAGUUCCACAGCGCCACGCCCUCACUGCCCAGCUCCCCAGCUUCCCAGCUCCACAUCUCCCCAGCUCCACCUCAUCCCAGCUCCACUCUCCCCAGCUCCACAUCUCCCCAGCUCCACAUCGCCCCAGCUCCACAUCUCCCCAGCUCCACAGCCCCAUGCCCUCACUCCCCAGCUCCACAUCUCCCCAGCUCCACAUCUCCACAGCUUCACAUCCCCCAGCUCCACAUCUCCCUGCUCCACAUCUCCCCAGCUCCACAUCUCCCCAGCUCCACAGCCCCAUGCCCUCACUCCCCAGCUCCAUAUUUCCCAGCUCCACAGCUCCACGCCCUCACCCCCAGCUCCACAUCCCCCAGCUCCACAGCCCCACGCCCUCACCCCCAGCUCCACAUCUCCCCAGUUCCACAGCGCCACGUCCUCACUCCCCAGCUCCCCAGCUCCACAUCACCCCAGCUCCACCUCGCCCCAGCUCCCCAUCUCCCCAGCUCCCCAUCACCCCAGCUCCCCAUCUCCCCAGCUCCACAGCCCCACGCCCUCACCCCCAGCUCCACAUCUCCCCAGUUCCACAGCACCACGCCCUCACUCCCCAUUUCCACAUCUGCACAUCACCCCAGCUCCACCUCGCCUCAGCUCCAGAUCCCCACAGCUCCCCAGCUCCACAUCUCCCCAGCUCUACAGCCCCACGCCCUCACCCCCAAGCUCCCCAUCUCCCCAGCUCCACAGCUCCACGCCCUCGCCCCCAGCUCCACAACUCCCCAGCUCCACAGCUUCACGCCCUAGCUCCCCAGCUCCACAACUCCCCAGCUCCACAGCCACCCAGCUCCACGCCGUCACGCCCAGCUCCACAUCUCUCCAGCUCCACAAGCCCACGCCCUCACCCCCAGCUCCACAACUCCCCAGCUCCACAGCCCCACGCCCUCACCCCCACCUCCACAUCUCCCCAGUUCCACAGCCCCACGCCCUCAUCUCCCCAGCUCCACAUCUCCCCAGUUCCACAGCCCCACGCCCUCACUCCCCAGCUCCACAUCUCCACAUCUCCACAGCCCCACGCCCUCACUCCCCAGCUCCCCAAUACCCCAGCUCCACAGCCCCACGCCCUCACUCCCCAGGUCCACAGCUCCCCAGCUCCACAGCUCCACAGCUCCACGCCCUCGCUCCCCAGGUCCACAUCUCCACAUCUCCACAGCCCCACGCCCUCACUCCCCAUCUCCCCAGCGCCCCAGCUCCACAGCCCCAAGCCCUCACUCCCCAGUUCCACAUCUUCCCAGCUCCACAGCUUCACGCCGUCACUCCCCAGCUCCAUGCCCUCACUCCCCAGCUCCACAUCUCCCCAGCUCCACAUCCCCACGCCCUCAACCCCAGCUCCACAUCUCCCCAGCUCCACAGCCCCACUCCCUCACUCCCCAGCUCCACAUCUCCACAUCUCCCCAGUUCCACAGCCCCACGCCCUCACUCCCCAGCUCCACAUCUCCACAGCCCCAGCUCCACAGCCCCACGCCCUCAUCUCCCCAGCUCCACAUCUCCCCAGUUCCACAGCCCCACACCUCGCUCCCCAUCUCCCCAUCUCCCCAGUUCCCCAGCUCCCCAUAUCCACAGCUCCCCAUCUCCCAAUCUCCACAGCUCCCCAUCUCCCCAUCUUCACAGCUCCAAAGCUCACCAGCUCCCAAUUUCCCCAUUCCCCCAGCUCCCCAUCUCCCCAGCUCCCCAGAUCCCCAGCUCCCCAUCUCCACAGCUACCCAUCUCCACAGCUCCCCAUCUCCUCAUCUCCCCAGCUCCACAGCUCCCCAUCUCCUCAUCUCCCCAGCUCCACAGCUCCACAGCUCCCCAUCUCCACAGCUCCCCAUCUCCCCAUCUCCACAGCUCCACAGGUGUCCAGCUCCACAGCUCCACAGCUCCCCAUCUCCCCAGCUCCACAGCUCCCCAUCUCCCCAUCUCCCCAGCACCCCAUCUCCCAAGCUCCACAGCUCCACAGUUCCCAAGCUCCACAGCUCCACAGCUCCACAGCUCCCCAUCUCCACAGCUCCCCAUCUCCCCAGCUCCACAGCUCCCCAUCUCCACAGCUCCCCAUUUCCACAGCUUCACAGCUUCACAGCUCCCCAUCUCCCCAGCUCCACAGCUCCCAAUUCCUACAGCUUCACAGCUCCACAGCUCCCCAUCUCCACAGCUCCCCAUCUCCACAGCUCCCCAUUUCCACAGCUCCACAGCUCCCCAGCUCCACAGAGAAGGCCUCAGAGGCACACGGGCCUGCCCAGAAAAUUACAAUGGGGAAUCUAAAUUUGAAUUACAAAUUCUACGAGCCAACCUGGGCACCAAAUCUGAAAUACUGUAA
Messenger RNA from Oncorhynchus nerka (sockeye salmon), 11517 nucleotides. Its product is annotated as mucin-2-like. The coding region runs from base 1 to 11517 and encodes 3838 amino acids. The transcript is spliced from 3 exons. NCBI's taxonomy places the organism in Eukaryota, Metazoa, Chordata, Actinopteri, Salmoniformes, Salmonidae. The record is from RefSeq and is a predicted model, not a curated record.